AUGCCAAUUCUUGAUGCCGCGCCUAAGUUGCUCCAUGGCCUAACAAAAUACUUAUCGUCAUUGAAUCCUGUUGGAAGUGCGCCCCAUGCCGCAUUUGAUGCACUUAAUACGGUCCUCUCUGUCGUUAUCAUAGAGAAUGUCAGUCUGGCCCAGGAUACCAUCGGCGAUGUUAUACCAACGAUCAAGCGAUAUUGGACGACAAAGUCGGUUAUGCUGAAGGAAGAAAUGCUUUCCACUCUUAUUAUUGGCAAAGAAAUACUUUGCAGAAGAGGCGAAGUUCUCCGGCCAGAAUUGGAUAUCGAGGUUAUUCAAAGCAUAUUGGACCGACUAUACUCUGAAUACACUCGUCUCUCCGAAAGGGAUGGUUUGCAGGUUGAUGAUCUAACAUUCUCCCUUCGCCCUGCUUCUUCACAAAUGGGGAUACAAUUCAUCUCACCAAAUCUAGGGGCAUCUAGAGCUGUUCAGAACUGGACUAUCUUAUCACUUAUUGCAACAUUCUCAAAAUAUGUAGAUGAAUACCACUCAGAAAAGAAUGAGGAUUUAGAGGCUGGAGAAACAUCAAACAAAAAGCAGCACCUGCUCUCGAGGACCGACGAUAUAUUUAGUGAGGCCUCACGGGCUGUCGGUAUGAGCCGUAUUUGCGCCCUACAGCUCAUUCCCUUCAUCCUAUCUGAAGCUGAGCCGGACGUUGGGAGCCUCUCCACAUUGCUUGGACGGCUGAUCACGAACAUACUUGAAGACAACGUUAUGGUUGCAUCUUGGAGUAUUGUCGCCAUUGCAAGCAUCGCCUCCUGUGAGAGUGCCAAAUCGGAAAAGCUUAAAGGGCGAUGGCUUCAAGUUUGGGAAUUGAGCGUGCGAAACAUCUCAUCUCCAGCUACAUCGCGAGCUGUUUGCCACUUAAUGAGUGUUUUCAUGCAUUUCAAGCUGUUACAGUACUCGGAUAUCGUCCAUACUCUAGAUUCGCUCGUCUCCUCAGCGGAUCUAAAUGGUCCAGCUAGUCUAAAUGACUCGGCCUUGUCCCUUUGGGUCAAUGUUUUGGAGCUGUGGUCCCAAUCAAAUGCUACACAGAGCCAAGGCCUUGCAAAACAAGCUUGCGGAUGGCUAAGGAACAAGUGGAUGCUAGAGGUCCUUGCCCCACUCACGCUAUCAUUGAAAGCUCCGUUCGACCCAAAAGACGUUCUUUUAUGCGGGUUGCUCAAGAUGACGGGGCUACUUGUGCCCAUCAUCGAACGGCACAGACUCUCUGAUGAAGUUAAUUCUCAAGCUAGCGAUGCCAUGGAUAUUGAUACAAGCUUUUCGUCGCAAAGGCCUACAACUGCGGAAACAGAUACUCUUUCAAAGGUACAUCGGGGAGACAAUGAGAGCCCAUUAUUCCCUGAUAGCUCGUCAAUCAGGAUUGCAACAUCUAUUCAGCUCUCGGUUAUUCACAAGCUCCGGCUGACUGAUGACACCCCCUUAUCCUUGGACGACCUGGUUACUGGUUAUCUCACGACUUUGACUCAGGCAGACAUCCUCGUGGGCUGGCAGUAUAUCAUUCACCUCUUGAAGAAGUAUUUUGGAGAAAAAUGCCUCGAAUCUUACGACCUUGAGGGAUGCGAGGCUGCAAUUUGUGCCUGCAUUAGUCUAGUGGGGUGCUUUGUAGACCUCUGGACUUCAAAUGAGAGAGACGAUUUAUUCGAAUCGGCUUCUGAGCUCUAUGUGUGGUUCACUGAUGUCCUAUUGGGACAAGGGCUUGGGUCCUCCAAAAUACUUAUUAGGCUUGCAGAUCUGUCAGAAGCAAUCCUACGGGCAAACCCGUCUCAUUCGAGAGAUAGCCAGCAAGCCUCGCCUCGAACAACUCUUUUUAAAAUCCUCCGUGAUGGUGAUCUGGUUGUGAAAUUUCAUAUAUCAAAGUUGAUACCCGAUAUAUUCAGUCGUUUCGUGCUGAAGGAACACGAUGCCAUUCUUGAAGAUGUUAUUGAUAGGCUACCCCAGGAUUCAACAUGGGCCGAAGGUAUUGCAUUACGUCUGUAUCUCUUUGCUCAGCUUGCCUCACGGUGGCAUACACUUCUCCGUCAAAGCAUUUACCGUAUUUUUGAAACGUCCGGGAAUGUUCCGGCGUCCAUCCCCCAUGCCAAAGCCUGCCUUCGGGAGGUUUCUAGGGCACUGGGGCUAAAGGACUCGAGGGAGGUAUUUCAAUUAUUCACACCGCAGAUUCUCUAUACGUGGAUGGAUAAAGAGUCUGUCACGGAUAUCCCAUUUGGAGUGUUUGGCUACCCUACACUCCGUGAACUCCUAGUCGACAUUCAAGAUGAAGUUGUUGGUCAGACUGCCAUGAGGGUGAAAGACGACGAUAAAAAGGCGAUUGAAACAUGUUUGAACAGCUCGUUCGAAGACCUACUUCACGAAUCUUUUUUUAAGGCUGAAGCAUACAGCGUGGCUCGUGACAUUAGUUUACCACCAUCGCAAGAAGCCGGGGCAAAAGGUGCAGAGCGUGCCAUGAUCGAUAUGCUGGGGAAAGAGAAAUUUUUCCAGCUGUCAGAGAAAUUUUUCCCUCAGACUGUUGCCGCUCUGUUCGGAAGUGUUGACCAAACGGAGCAAAUUCAGAGAGCAUUCGAGAAACGACCGUCAUUCCAUCAUGCAUUGAAAGCGUGGAAAGAUAUACACGAGAAGAGUCACUCUACGUCAGCUCUUCCACUUAGCCAACAACCAUGUUUCCGUGCAAAAUAUCUUCUCGAUGAAAUAGAAUUUCUAUGCAAGAGAAGCGGGUUUGAUAUCGAAACGAUGUGGACCCCGUCCUUAGUUUGUUUUGUUGCAAGAACGCUUUUAGAUUCAACACACCCUGCCCUUGGAUCGCUACAUACAUGCGCUGUUAUCCGCAAGCUCCGAAUCUUGGUCUGUGUUGCUGGCCAAAUAGCCCUAUAUGACUAUCCACUCGAAAUGCUCCUACGUGGCCUGAGGCCGUUUCUCACGGAUUUUCAUUGUGCUGAAGACGCAAUAGGACUAGUUUGGUACUUGAUUGAGCGCGGUAGAGCGUAUCUCACUGACAACCCUUCAUUUACCGCUGGUUUGGCGGUUUCAACGCUGGCCUCUCUCCGAGAAUUCUUAUCCGCUCCUCAAGAAAGCACUACUCAAAAGGCUCAUUUUAAAGCAGCUCUCUCCAAGGCCCAUGAAUUUCAUCUUUGGUUUUCAGAGUUCCUAAACAAAUACAGCCCUUCGACCGAGUACAGCCACUCAACCCUUGACGACCCGUCAGCGAAGUCCCUGCGCAAGAUUAUUCAGGCAUCUCAGAAUAUUCAACUCUUGGGGAACGGUAUUAAGGGUACAUACGAAAGCGAGCUUAUUUUGGAGUUAUUAGAGGAUAAAACCUCGGGACGGAACUUGUUAACAGCCCAUACAAGUAAUCUUGUUCUAUCUCAGCUAUGCGAUAACUUCCAAAGGCCAGAUAACUUUCGGGAUGAUAUAUUGGGUGACGAUGAAAUUGCCGCCUCCUAUGCUAUGACUUUAUGGUCCUCUGUCGAAAAUCAAACUCACGGAAAAGGUUAUCGUCUGUGGCUAGCUCGAGCGCUUGGUCGUGCAUAUGCAGCAACGGGCGUAAUAAGCCCAUCAUUUCGAAAAGAACAAAGGUCCGAAUUCUUGAACUACUCGCAUGACGGGUUCCUUGCUGGUUCAAAAAUCGCAAUUCUGCGUAUAUUAUGUGAUUCGCUCUCUAAUAGUAGUGAUCCUGUUGGCCUAGCCGAAAGAACCCUUCAAGUCAUCCUCAACAAACUGUACAAGGAGCCUGAGUUGGCCGAGUGCGUGCAAACUGUUCCGACAACGUCCCUUAAAGCCUUAACAUGGGAGCCUUAUCAGUGCCCAGGGCUUAUAUUCCCACCACCAAAAAUGUCUCCAUUUUUAGCCCUGCCACAGUGGAAUGUAGGUGCAACAGCCUCUGAUUUUGCUCGGCAUCUCGCACUCUUUUUAUGCCACAAAGUGGCUGAUGAUGCAGUCAUCGGAGCUUUGCCCAAGAUCAUCUUUGCUGUUCCAUCUUUUGCUGUCCAACUUCUUCCGUACAUCCUCCAUGAUGUGCUGUUAUCAGAAAUUGACGGUUUUCAAAAGACGAGAAAUGAAGUCUCGGACUUGUUUAAGGAGGCUCUUCAAGACAUAGCUGACUCUAAUCUUCCCCAUAUUCGGCUUAUAAUAACGUGCGUACUUUACCUUCGACACCAGCCUUUACCGCGUGAAGCUACUAUGAGCGAGAGAAAUGGGUGGCUCGAUAUAGACUUUAUGCAAGCAGCGACUGCGGCUACUCGUUGUCAGAUGUAUAAAACAUCACUGCUCUUUUUAGAGAUCUGUAACUCCCAGGUCGCUGGGCCUUCUAGACGAUCGUCUGCAGCGAAGGUAUCUGAGCCAACUGAUUUGCUCCAUUGCAUAUUCAAAAAUAUCGAUGACCCGGACUCUUUUUAUGGUAUCCAGCAAAACCAGACGCUCGACGCUGUACUGAAGAAGUUGGAACACGAGAGUUCCGGGCUCAAAAACUUGUUUUUCCAGAGUGCAAAUUUUGAUACUGACCUCAAGCUUGGGCGCUGUGUGGGCGAUGGGGGGUCGUUUGAAGUGAUUAAAGCACUCAAUUACACAAACCUACAAGGCCUGUCAAGCGCCAUGUUUCGCUCAUCCACACCAACGGGUGCGGGUAGCGAGGCGUUUGACUACAUGCUUUCCACCAAUCUAUAUCUACAGCAAUGGGAUAUUCCAGUCCCUGCAACAACUUCGCCCACCGGAACUCUAUUCAAGUCUCUACAAGCAUUGAAUGGAUUAGAGGACAAGGUGCAAAUAAUAAAGUUUCUUGAUGACUGUUUCCUUGAAGUUAUCGAAUGUCUUAAUCAAGAAAAUCAGUCACUAUCGUCCCUUAAAACUUCUAUGACCACUCUUGGAAUACUCACUGAAAUAGAUGAGAUAGUUGUUUCCAAUGAUACGUCACAGAUGCAAGAGGCAUGGGAUAGGUUAAUAAGCCGUAGCUCGUGGCUAAAACCUGAAAGUUUUCAAGAUAUCAGCCAGAUACUUAUUAGCCGAGAGGCAAUCUUCUCGUCAAUAAGUCGCAAGCCACAUUUGAAGAAGAUAGCGAAUCUAAACUCGAGGGAUGCGCAGUUGCUACAAGCAAAAUGCAUGAGGGAGUCACUCAAAAUCAGUAGAGAGCAUGAAAUAUCCCAGGCGUCUCUCCAGUCAGCGAUGUCAUUAUCAAAACUAGUCCAACCGUGCGCCGAGUUAGGAGUAAAAAUUGAUGCGGCAGCAGCAUUCGACCUUGCAAAUGUUUUAUGGGACCAAGGAGAGAUGACGACGUCAAUCCAAAUUCUACAAAAGCUAAGUAACCAAAAAGAUCUACAAAAACAGACCAUCCCAGUGAGCCCGGCAGAGGUUUUGGCCAGCUUGGGACAUCAUAUUGCCGAAGCAAGACUAGAACAACCAGACGCCAUCAUCCAGAGCUAUCUUGUACCGGCGAUCAAAGAACUAAAGGGCGAAUACAUUGGACCGGAAGCCGGGCUAGUAUUUCACCAAUUCGCGACGUUUUGCGACCAGCAACUACAGAACCCAGACAUGCUAGAAGACUUUAUUAGACUUGAGCAAAUACGAUCUAGAAAGUUGAAAGAGGUAACCGACCUCGAGGAUAUGAUGAAAACGUCCGAAGGGAAAGCGAGAGACCAGUUGCAUAACGAGCUUGCGAAUGAUGCUGUAUCGAAGCAUUUGCCUGAUGUGCCGAGCCGAAAAUUCGCAACAUUGAUGAACCAAUUAUCCUCGAGGCUACUCGAUAUUCCAGAUGCCUUUCAGCCAUUGCUCUCAGCAUUGGUUUUACAAAUUUGCGUUGACCAUCCCUACCAUGGCAUGUAUCACAUAUUCGUUAGCAGCAGGUCAAAGAAAGACAAUGACCCGAAGGCUAUUUCCCGGUACAAUGCAGCUGGGAAGAUCGUGGAUGCAUUGAAAAAGUCAAAGAGAUCUGGGGAAUGGCUAGCCAUUCACAAUACUAGUUUUCAUUACUUAAAUUUUGCUGCGGAAUCAGUGGAUGGAAAAGUGAAAAGCGGUGCUAAGUUGGUGUUGAAGAAGACAAUUUAUGGUACGCGACUACAAAGUGCCAUUUUGAACACAAAAAUUCCGCCGCCAACCAUGACAAUCCCUCUUCGCGCCGAUUGCGAUUAUGCAAAUGUGCCGCAUCUCGUCAGUUUCCAGCCAACCUUUACCAUCGCAUCGGGUGUUAGUGCUCCAAAGAUUGUGACGGCCGUGGCGUCCGAUGGAGGGCGAUAUAAACAACUGUUUAAAUCCGGAAACGAUGACUUACGGCAAGAUGCAAUAAUGGAGCAGACUUUUGAACAAGUCAGCGACCUACUUCGGGACCACAGGGACACUCAACAACGAAAAAUCGGUAUCAGGACAUACAAGGUGCUGCCGCUUGCAUCAAAUUCUGGUAUUAUUGAGUUCGUUCAAAACACAAUGCCUUUAAAUGACUACUUACUGCCAGCGCAUCAGAGGCAUUUCCCGCGAGAUUUGAAACCGAACCAAUGCCGAAAAUUUAUUAACGAUGCGCAAGGAAAGUCUCGAGACCAACGGGUAAAAGCAUAUCGUCAUGUCACUGACCAUUUCCAUCCUGUCAUGAAACAUUUCUUCAUGGAAAAGUUCCCAAACCCAGACGACUGGUUUAGUAAAAGACUAGCUUAUACAAGAAGCACUGCUGCGAUUUCUAUGCUUGGGCAUGUCCUCGGCCUGGGUGAUCGACACGGGCACAAUAUCUUGCUGGAUACAGAAACUGGAGAAGUUGUGCAUAUUGACCUGGGUGUGGCUUUUGAACAAGGGCGUGUUCUACCAAUCCCAGAGGGUGUACCAUUUCGGCUGACUAGAGAUCUUGUGGAUGGCAUGGGGGUUACAAAAAGCGAGGGAGUAUUUCGACGUUGCUGCGAGUUUACUCUUGAAGCUCUCCGUCAAGAGUCAUAUAGCAUAAUGACCAUAUUGGACGUAUUGCGAUACGAUCCACUCUACAGUUGGACACUAUCUCCUCUCAGAAGGAAGAAGAUGCAAGAUGCUCAAGAAGCCGAGAACGGCACAGUUGCUUCCGGGGGAGGCGGGAGAAAGGCAAAUGUCAACGAGCCGAAUGAAGCGGAUAGAGCCUUAACAGUCGUUCGAAAGAAGCUUGGAAAAUCGCUGAGCGUGGCAGCCACAGUGAACGAAUUGAUACAACAGGCUACAGAUGAUCGGAACCUCGCUGUCCUGUAUUGCGGUUGGGCUGCAUAUGUCUAA
Molecule: messenger RNA, 7242 nt
Organism: Arthroderma uncinatum
Lineage: Eukaryota; Fungi; Ascomycota; Eurotiomycetes; Onygenales; Arthrodermataceae
Product: ataxia telangiectasia mutated
Exons: 9
Coding region: 1-7242 (2413 amino acids)
Biological process (GO): DNA repair
Molecular function (GO): protein serine/threonine kinase activity; protein binding
Source: RefSeq, a predicted model, not a curated record